AUGUCGCCUGCCGCUGCAGUCUCUCCCGCCGCCGAACUCGGCCACGUUCGCUUCAUCCCCCUCAGAUACGACAACAGUGACUCUCAACGCUCGGCAAUGAAACUCAUCCUCGCCCUGUUUCCUCACUGGGCCAAGGACGAAGCUCACAUUGAUUUUGUCCGUUUCACCGACGGUAUCACCAACACCCUGCUCAAGGCAGUCAACCGCCGUCCCGGGCUUACCAAAGCUGAAAUCGACAAGGAUGCUGUCCUGCUCCGUGCCUACGGAAACGGUACCGACGUCCUCAUUGAUCGCGAGCGCGAGGCAGCAAAUCAUGAACUUCUCAUGAGAUACCACCUGGCUCCCCAGCUGCUGGCUCGAUUUGGCAACGGCAUGCUCUACCGCUUCAUCCCAGGCGCCGUCGCUCAGCCCAGAGAUCUAGCCGAUCCUGCCAUCCUCAAGGCCAUUGCUCGUCGACUGGCCCAGUGGCAUGCAACCGUGCCAUGUAUCCCCGACUCGUCGCUUCGGCGAAACAGCUCCACCAACGGUGACGCUAGCACUAAUAACAAUACCGUUCUACUCAGCGCCGCUGCCGGAAAGCCUAUCCCCAAUGUCUGGACGACGAUGCAAAAGUGGAUCUUGGCCUUGCCUACAGACACAGAGCCGCGUCGUGAGAGAAGAGCUCUGCUGCAAGAGGAACUUGAAAGCAUGGUCAAGCGUCUUGCCCAUCGCCCUGGAUUGGGUAACAACGGGCUCGUAUUUGCCCACUGCGACCUCCUCUGCGCCAAUGUAAUCAUUCAUAGGGAUGGCGAGAGGGAGCCGUCCGUCAGCUUCAUUGACUACGAGUACGGGACUCCAUCUCCGGUUGCCUUUGACAUUUCAAACCACUUUGCCGAAUGGGUUGGUUACAGUUGUGACUAUGCCGCCAUUCCCACCAAAUCGCAACGUCUCGCAUUCAUCCGGGAGUACAUUGCCUCAUACGUCAAACUGUCUGGCGAGGUGAUGGAUGAGGAACAGGAGACUCAAAAGCUGAUGGAGGAGGUGGAUGUGUUCAGGGCUGUUCCAGGCUUCUUUUGGGGUAUCUGGUCCUUGAUCCAGGCCACCAUCUCUCACAUCGACUUUGACUACGCCUCAUACGCCGAGAAGCGGCUUGGCGAGUACUGGGCUUUCAAGGCCGAAGACGACGGCAGCCGUGCAGCAUCUGGCAAGAAAAUACCUCUACGAGAAGAGAAAUGGGCGAGCAGCGAAUGA
Molecule: messenger RNA, 1230 nt
Organism: Metarhizium album ARSEF 1941
Lineage: Eukaryota; Fungi; Ascomycota; Sordariomycetes; Hypocreales; Clavicipitaceae
Product: Protein kinase-like domain protein
Exons: 2
Coding region: 1-1230 (409 amino acids)
Biological process (GO): phosphatidylcholine biosynthetic process; phosphatidylethanolamine biosynthetic process
Cellular component (GO): cytoplasm
Molecular function (GO): choline kinase activity; ethanolamine kinase activity
Source: RefSeq, a predicted model, not a curated record